Ruditapes philippinarum (Manila clam) is the source of this 634-nucleotide messenger RNA. RefSeq lists its product as uncharacterized. The record is from RefSeq and is a predicted model, not a curated record. The coding region runs from base 8 to 388 and encodes 126 amino acids. Lineage: Eukaryota; Metazoa; Mollusca; Bivalvia; Venerida; Veneridae. The transcript has 5 exons.
ACAAUGUAUGAAUACAACUCAGAAUGGGGAUUGCUCAUACUGUUGCAAUGACAAUUUCUGUAACAGCGCCGGAUGUGGUGAUGGUGGUUUCCAGAAUCCAUCUACGAGGGGACCAUUAUGUAUGAACUGUUCAAAUGUAAAAGAUAAGGAAAUGUGCCACAAUAUUCAACUGUGUCAAAUGGACAAGGUUUGCCGGAUAGAAAAAUUGGACACUGGAAAUAAUUUCGUAUACAAUAUGGGCUGCACUGAUCCUAAGACAUGUACUUCUAAGCGGUCUAUCAACGGAUUCUCACCUCGAGAUGUUCCGGUUUGUUCUCAUUGUUGCCGACCAGAUUUCUGUAAUCUUGAAUGUUCAAGCGGAGGAACUGGGCCUUCUAUCGUUGGAUGAUUGGACGAUGCUAUUGUUUGAAUUGUAUAAUCUAUUUAUAGAAACAAUAAGUUGAUUAACAUGACGGCGGAGUAAAGUAGCACUGAAAUUCAAGGCUGUCAAUUCAGUUUGUGUUUUGUUUUAUUAAUACACUGUAUUUAUUUCUUCGCUGCAUGCAAGAUAAAAAUAAGAUUACAAUGAAAAUAAAACUACAAUUGUAAAAAGCGGAGAAAACAUAAUACAUGUACUGUUAAAAAGGAUAACAAA